Leptopilina boulardi is the source of this 1050-nucleotide messenger RNA. RefSeq lists its product as uncharacterized. Bases 1 to 1005 code for a protein of 334 amino acids. Lineage: Eukaryota; Metazoa; Arthropoda; Insecta; Hymenoptera; Figitidae. The transcript is spliced from 7 exons. The record is from RefSeq and is a predicted model, not a curated record.
AUGUCGGAAAGAGGACUGACAAAUACUGUGGUAGAGGAAAGAGCACGAAAAAACACACUUGGGGGAAGAGGACAUGAACAACUAAAGCAGUCAACCAUACAAAAGCUUGCUGAAUAUUAUAAGAAAGCCAUAUAUUCAAAUAAGGGCGAUAUUCAGAUCCAGCCGCUCAUUUGGACAAUCGAUCGUCGGCAAUACAACGUCACCCGAGCGGCGAGUGAGUUCUUCGUUACAGCUCCUCAUAUAGGAUUAAGCAGCUUUGUCGUGCGGUUGACUAUUUCUGCAGGAACGUUCUUCUGUGAAAUAGUGGUGUUUGUACAGAAAAUAGUUCAGAGAAAGGUGACAGCAACCACAGAAGUUUUGAAAUGUUUUCUUUCAAAUGGAGAAGGAAAACUUAUUCAGUGCUGUAUUUGGGGCGCUGAAGAUAUAAAUGCAUUAGAAGAAUACAUUCAAAUAAACGAGAUCUUGCACAUUGACGGAGCCUGGGCUCGAGUUCCAUCAAAGGCUGAAUUUAAUAAAGGAAAUGUCCAUUUUGAGUUGCAAUUAUUUGCAACUACUGAGAUUACAUCUCUUGGACAGCAUCUACUUGAAGAGGAAAAUGUCGCUUUAGAUGUCGUGGAUCUCGCAGACGUAAUCCACACCGAGCUGGGAAAUAAAAUUAAAAUAUUUGCUUUCUUAAAAACGAAAUUCAUCGAGCAAAGAAUGGGAGCCUAUCCUAAUGUAGGCACGUUUGCUUGUGGGUCAAUAACAGACGGCACAAGUAAAUUGGAAGUGAGGACUCCUAGCAUCCAAGGCGUUGGGAAUUUUCAAAAGGGCCAGAAGCUGUCAUUAACUGGCACGAUAGAAGCACAAGGACACAGAUUACAUCUACAAGUGAAUCAUAGUAAUGAUAUAGAAUUAAUUCCCGACGAGACAAUGUCUUUAGAUAGAUUAUUAAACGUUCGAAACGAAUUAAAAAGAACUUUAGGAGAAGCCGAAGUACCGCCAGGUGCACGCAGAAGAAUGUAAAUUAAUACGACAUUACAUUUUUUAAUAUUUUCUAUCAACAAUAAA